Triplophysa rosa is the source of this 2339-nucleotide messenger RNA. It is a transcript of the gene tmem269, whose product is annotated as transmembrane protein 269. Lineage: Eukaryota; Metazoa; Chordata; Actinopteri; Cypriniformes; Nemacheilidae. Gene Ontology annotation, biological process: phospholipid biosynthetic process. The coding region runs from base 449 to 1036 and encodes 195 amino acids. Gene Ontology annotation, cellular component: membrane. The record is from RefSeq and is a predicted model, not a curated record. The transcript is spliced from 8 exons. Gene Ontology annotation, molecular function: phosphotransferase activity, for other substituted phosphate groups.
UUGCUAUGCCUUUAAAAAGAGCCGCGCUGAAAAUGGUCAACGCAUUGUGUUUGACAGACAGUGGCGUUGUGUAGGAUAUAGUGUCAUUCUUCUAUUAAAGGUUAUUGUUUUGGCAAAUGUUUAAAAUAUUGUGUCGGUGAAGUUAACUCCAUCAAAAGGUGUGUCCACGUUAAUUUUGAGUCGAAGAGCUUGUUGUUUAAAAGGAGUUGCUGUGCUGUUUUGCUUGAAGACAUUCGGAAACCAGCAUGAUCUUCCUAACUCCAACAUCUGAUGAAGAAUCGCUUGAAAUCGACUGGCUUUGGAGUCACAUCAAGUUCAGGGUACAAAACGCAAUACCUUUUUCCAGGAUGCUAACAAACUGCUCCUGAACGAAAAACCUAACUGGGUGCAUCUAAAGGAGUUUGCCCGUAGAAAUGCUGCUAAUGCUCUCUCUGUUGCCAACCUGGUCAUGGGAAUGGCCUCAAUUCUCUGCAGUCUCAACGGGCAUCAUCAUGCUGCAUGCUGGCUGGUCCUGAUCGGUUACCUACUGGAUUUGGCAGAUGGAGCUGUUGCUAGGCAACUUAACGCCUGUUCUGCACUGGGUGCAAAUUUGGAUGAUUUCGCUGAUUUUACAACAUUUGGUAUUGCGACAUCAUUACUUUUAAGGACACCCAAUCUGCUGGAUAAUAUUCUGUGCAUGUUUUACGCACUGUCGGUCUUUGUUCGUCUCUGCUUCUUUUCUAGUGGAAUUCCCUUCAUGUACCGUGGCCUACCAUGCAUCUACUCAUCUGCCAUUCUAGCUUGUGUUUCUCUACUAACUGGAGGAAAUAUGGUGGUGCUGAGAAUCAUAGCGGUGGCUAUGAUUCCUUUCAUGGUGAGCCAGACGUUUUACCCACAUGACCGAGUACUUGAGUCUCAGGCCUGGAAGAAGGUGGUCUACAUUGGAGGAAUUGCCAUGGUGUUUUGCUUCUCAUUCCCUCCAGCAUGUGUUUACUACUUGUUAUGGUCCGUUUCCUACAUACUGUUUCCAACAGCCCUGUGGAGCUCCAAAGUGUAACAUGGCCAGAGAAGCCGCUUCCUAAAGCCUCCUUACAGCUGAGGAAGGACUGUGCUGCUUUUUUUGGAACCCACAGUGCUUCGUGCAAAGGAAAAUCAAACCGACUGAGAAACAUAUUUUUAUUUCAAUCAUUUUAGCUGUGGGGUUGUAUACCUCAUGCCCUGACAAACUUUUAGUGAGAGUUAUGGACGCCUUCAUUAGCUGCUGUUGUUUUUUCAAUAAGGAAAAUAAAUGGGAAAUGACUUCCGCCGUACACAUAUUGACAUCUGUUUGAAUAAUCAGAAUGUUAUUUUUCUCUCAUGAAACGGAGGUUGCAGGGUGCUAUGUAUGUUGUCUGUACUAAAUCAAAACCGAGGCGGCAUGAAGCAGGACACAUAUUCAAGAUUCAACAUUUGCUGUGGAAUUUAUAUUUGUAGAACUGCUGCUUUUUGGUUGUUGUUCAAGUAGAUCAGAACAAGUUUUAGGUUUUUUCAUUGUGUAUAUUUAAGAUUUUUAUUUUGUGUACUGGAUUACUGAUAAAAAGGAAAGGAAUAACAUUUAGGUAGAGAAUGAUCAGUGUGAGAGUAUCCACAAGUCAAAGCUAAAAUAUAACCAAACCAUCUGCUUUCUUCUAAUCACGUUGCAUUUAAAUGAACUGUGAUAAUUAGAAUUUUCAAAAAUAAUACGAAAGAUUUACUGAAAAUGGAUUUGUAUCCUUCUGACUUGCAUGUGAAACACUACAUGUGUGAAUCAUACAUAUGAUUAAGGCAGCGGUUAACAUCAUUUUUGUUUUUUUGGUGCCUGGUUAAUGUGUGCUUGAAAAUACUGUAUGUCCUGUAUUGUAUUUAGUAGGCAAUCAUGAAUCAAUGUCAAGAACUUGGCAGUUUGUGUAAUUUGACAAACAAAUUUAGCAUCCCAAAGUAUUCUUCUGGGUUAUUUUUGGCCUCUUUUGAUAGAUCUAACUGUGACUAGGCCAAAAAAUUUAGAUCCCACAGAUCCAAGAUUUAGAUCCAGUUCAUUAGUUUGUACACUAUGCAUGGUGUAUGAUGUCUCUUCACCAGGACAAUUACUUUGUUACUCAAAGGUAGUCAACUCUAUUGUGAAUUAAACAUAACACAGAGACAGAGAUGGAGGGGGACAACGUUAGACAGGAGAAUCAACUGAAAAUGAUUUGUUGAGAAAUUUUAGUUGCCUUUUGAUUCAACCCUUUACGGUUUACAUGUUCACUGGGAAUAUGGAGCCUAGCAAUUUAAAAUUAAGGCAUUGUUUUGUUUUCAUGUGCACCAUAUGUGGUUAAUUUUUAUUAAAAUGUAGUGGUAUUCAG